AUGACUAAAGUGCAACCAUUUGAUGCCAUUCUUCAUCAACAAACAACAACAAUAGCAACUGAUGACGCUACCACUACCACCACAUCAUCAAGUUCUCAAGUAGAUCAAGUUUCCUUUAUUCGAUCCAUUAAAUUCACGCUCAUCUUAAUGAUAUCCAUUCUCCUCGUAUUGAGUGUGAUUGUUUUGAGUGCCAUUUGGUUAGAAAUUUCCAUGUCCUCCGAAGACAUUAAACAACAAUUCAUUGGUGAUGGAUUGGAUAUUUACAAUCUGAAUGUUGUGGAGAAGAAGACUUACAGUGGAUAUAAGUCUGGUCAAAAACUUCAUAAUGGAAUUGUGAUUUCGAGCUAUGUGGGUGAUAUGUAUAAUUUUUGUUUUGGUUUCAUCACAUGGAGCAAUGGUCAUGCACUAUUUAACAUUACGAGUGAGGACCAGAAAAUUUAUUCAUGUGCUUUACCACUCUCUCAAUACGAUUAUUGUCAAAGAAAAUCCACUCCAGACCAAGUCAUGUCAUCCUUUGAUUUGAGUGUGAUCAUUCAGUCGUGUAUGGCACACCCUAACAAUUUGACCUUCACUCCAUCGUAUGCAGAUCCAGCCAUGCCUCAAUAUACCUUCAUCUCAUUGAUCAAUUGUGUUGAAGAAACCAAUCCAACACUCCUUGCAAAUGGCAAGAAAUUCUCAUACUAUUAUGGUAAUGACUUGACCACAGGAUCGAUCUCUGAGUUUUUGAAAAAACGAACCGAAGAAUUGGUGGGUUCCAGAAGUUUUAUCAUUGAAACUUGUUCGAAUUUUGUCAUUGCAGUUGAUAACGAUGCCAUUUUGUCUACUUGGGGAACUGGAAACACAUUGAUUCGAAAAACCUAUGAAACUAUUGAAGAUGCUACUGUGGUAUCUCUAUCAAGGAGUGCUCUCACAAAUCUUGGAAAAACGUGGAAAGAACUUGCUUGCAAUCAAAUUUUGGUCACUUUGGAUGCAUCUUCCUACAUUUCAGUCUAUCGUUUGUGUACCGUGACCAAUAUCGAUUGGAUUAUUGUAUUGGCAGUUCCUCAAUGGAAUUAUAUUGGAUCGACUGUUAUUGCCAUUGUUGCAUCGGUGUUGGGCUCCAUAAUGAUGGUAUCGUUUGGAGUUCUUGUGGGAAUUUUGUUCUCAAUCAAAAUUGUGAGACCUAUCUACAAUUUACUCGAUCUUUUUGAGAGUGUUUCAAACAUGAACUUGGAUGGUCUUGAUGUUCUUCCAAGUCACUUUUCAGAAGUGAAAUUGCUUCAACUUCAAUUUUUAUCAAUGGUCAAACGAAUGAAGUUGUAUAAGAGCUUUAUUCCUGCACACUUGUUGUCAGAGAUUGAGGAGCAACAAAUAAUGGACCCCAUCACUAAUCAACAACCAUUGACUCAUCAGCAAUACAAGGUUGGUGAUGCAAACAACAGUUCCAUGUCUCAGAGUCAAUCCUCUGUGGAAGAGAGUCACUCUAAAAACUCUUCGUCGAUGAAUGCUCAAAAUAUUCAUCGAAACAGUUCCAAAAAAAAGCAUUCCAAAGAUGUGAACAAGUUUUCCCUUUAUUUGGAGUCAAAGAGAGUUACAAUGAUACAAAUACUUUAUGAAGGAUUUAAUGAUUUACUUCAUUCAAUGAGUCCACAAGAAACCGUCUCACUUUUAAGUGAUGUAUUCGAACAAGUGAAUAGUUGUAGUAGAACGCAUGGAGCAGUUCAAAUCUCUCUUGAAAAUGAUUCAAUCACUCUUGCGUUAAAUGCAACACAAAAACAACAAAAUCAUGAGGAAAAGGGAGCUCACUUGUGUCGAUCACUCAAUGAAAAGCUCUUGUCUUUAAAGUUGAUGAGAUGGAUUGAAUUUUUGAAAAAAAGACCUCAUCUUGCCGACUUGCUUUGUUUUAGAUUUGCAGUCCUUUCACAGGAAUGUUUUUGUGGGAAUCUUGGAACGAAAGAAGUGAAACAGUUUAGCUUACUGAGUAGUGGUAAACACAAUCUACAAACUCUAUUGAAUGUUUCAAAACAAAUGAACAUUUCCAUUGUAUGCUCUGAAUCUGUGCGGAAUAGUUGUGUGAAAUCCUUUCAAACACGUUUCAUUGAAUCGAUGUGCUUCAUUGAUGACACAUUUGUUUCAACCUUACAAGAUUCUCCAAAAAAAGAAACAAAUAUUUAUGAAAUUGGCAUGUCUUUGCAAACACAACAUGAUGAAUUGAUGUAUGAAUUAGCCUCACAAGAAAAGGCAAACGUAUGGAAUCAUUACAACCAAGCAUGUCAAUACUAUUUCGAAAAGAACUAUUCUCAGGCACUUGAAUUGUUUCAAAACUUUUAUUCAAAGAAUUCAAAUGACAAACCUACUGAAAACAUGAUCCAUAAGUGUCAAACAUUUAUGUAA
This is a messenger RNA of Naegleria fowleri, 2373 nucleotides long. RefSeq lists its product as uncharacterized. The transcript is spliced from 5 exons. The record is from RefSeq and is a predicted model, not a curated record. Lineage: Eukaryota; Heterolobosea; Eutetramitea; Acrasida; Naegleriidae. The coding region runs from base 1 to 2373 and encodes 790 amino acids.